CACCUACGAGCGAAGCGAGUAGGUGGACAAACCACCGAGUACUGGCUUACAUAACCCCCUCCGCCCACCGAAUCAAGCAUCACCUCCUCUUCCACACCUCCUCCCGCUUUGCUGUUUACAGCUAGGAGCCAGGGCUCAUUUACUGACAUGCCUCAUGGCAGGGCCAAAUGUAAUGACGGGAAACUAGGAGGGAAAAUAUUGGCACACUCCAUCCUCCUCUUCAUUCCUCCUCUCCCUCCUCCUCUACUAUUCUCCUCCCCUUCCUCUUCGAUAGAGUAUACUGAAAUCGUUGCGCCGUCGUGAAGCUACUCCCGUGUUUACCUCGUCAUCCUUGCCUCAGUGGUGAAGCGCGCUUAUAACCAGCUAUAUACGCCGUAUACCCGCCCUUCAGAGGAGGAAGAGCAAGAGGAGAGCUCCCACCAAACACGCCCACCACCACACCCCUCACCAUGCCUCCCACCUUCCCCUCACCCUCCCUCCCCGCGCGCCUCGCCGCCCGUCUCCCCUCCCGCAUACGCAUCCUCCCCUUCCCCGCCAUUCGCAUCAUCGCCCUCCUUAUCCUAGUCAACGCCCUCCUCUGGGCCGCCAGCGGCGUGGUCAUCCACUACCACCCCUACCUCUCCGGCCCCGCCAUCCUCUCCUACACGCUCGGCCUCCGUCACGCCCUAGACGCCGACCACAUCGCGGCCAUCGACCUAAUGACCCGGCGCCUCGUCGCCUCCGGCCAGCACCCCGUCACCGUCGGCACGUGGUUUAGUCUCGGGCACUCCACCAUCGUGAUCAUAACCUGCAUCGUGGUCGCCGCCACCGCUGGCGCGCUCGAAGACCGCUUCGGCGGCUUUUCGCGCGUCGGCGGCAUCAUAGGAACAGCUGUCAGUGCUGCGGUUCUGAUCCUGCUGGGAAUCGGGAACGGGUAUUUGCUGUUUAGGCUGGUGGAGCGGAUGCGGGCUGUACUGCGGCGGCAGGGGAAAGAGGAGGAAGGGGGAGAUGGGGAGAAGGACGGGUUGUUGACGGCUGCGGGGGGUGGAAUCCUGUUGCGGGUGUUAAAGGGGGUGUUUCGGGUUAUCGAUCGCCCGUGGAAGAUGUACCCCCUUGGCGUGCUGUUUGGGCUGGGCUUCGACACGAGUAGUGAGAUUGCGGUGUUGGGGAUUGCAUCAGUGCAGGGUGCGUCGGGGACCAGUUUGUGGUUGAUUCUGAUUUUUCCGUUGUUGUUUACUGCCGGAAUGUGCCUCAUCGACACCACAGAUGGUGCUUUAAUGAUGACGCUGUACACCACCAGUGGCAAAGCUCGUGAUCCCCUCGCCACGCUCUACUACUCCAUCAUCCUCACCGGCAUAACCGUGAUGGUAGCGAUCUGUAUCGGCACGAUCCAACUCCUGUCGCUAAUCGCCAAUGUGGCGGAGCCAGAGGGGCCCUUCUGGGACGGCCUGGAGACGCUAGGGGAGUAUUAUGAUGUUCUGGGUGGGUGCAUUUGUGGGCUAUUUGUGAUAGGGGCAGUCGGGGGCGUGAUAGCGUAUAAGCCGUGGAGGAGAUGGGUUGCGAAGGAUUGGGAGGAGGAGGAGGUUGUAGAUGAGGGGGGCAGGAAGGAAGCGUGCCCCGAGAAGGGGGAGGGUGGUAUUGGUGGUGGAUCCGGGAUAGAGAUUGGGGAGGAGCUGCCACUUGGAAAGGAUGAGAGCCACCGUGAAUCUGAGGGAGUAGGGAAGGUGGUUCGAGUGGAUUUGCUGGGUGGUGGUCAUGAUGAUAUCGAGCCGGCUGAAGUGCCAGUGAAGGACAGUACCGUCAUUUCUGGAGAGGGCGUUGAGCAGACAAAGAAGGGUUCUACCACCUCCCCUGAGAUUGUUCAGGACUCGCACGAUAUAUCCUCGAGGAGAUGAGGCGUGUUAGAAAUGUAACACAGUGUAACAGUUGUACAAACUAUAUAGCUAAUAAAAUACAAUUAAAAACCGGAC
Molecule: messenger RNA, 1949 nt
Organism: Pseudogymnoascus destructans
Lineage: Eukaryota; Fungi; Ascomycota; Leotiomycetes; Thelebolales; Thelebolaceae
Exons: 3
Coding region: 450-1874 (474 amino acids)
Biological process (GO): nickel cation transmembrane transport
Cellular component (GO): plasma membrane
Molecular function (GO): nickel cation transmembrane transporter activity
Source: RefSeq, a predicted model, not a curated record